Molecule: messenger RNA, 2325 nt
Organism: Anopheles merus
Lineage: Eukaryota; Metazoa; Arthropoda; Insecta; Diptera; Culicidae
Exons: 2
Coding region: 142-2046 (634 amino acids)
Biological process (GO): apoptotic process involved in development; engulfment of apoptotic cell; phosphatidylserine exposure on apoptotic cell surface
Cellular component (GO): plasma membrane
Source: RefSeq, a predicted model, not a curated record
GUCAGAAGGGUGCGAAAGGCUUUUCGAUAACGCUACACGCAACCGAAAGCGAUAGCACACAUACACACACACACUCGUUGGCGCGCUAGACCUAACGUCAAUCGUUUGGGGAGCCAGUUACCGCAAAAGAGAGUUUGCGCGAUGGACGCCCUCGAUGGUGUGCCACGAUCCGUGCUCGGCUACCCGGUCAAGACGCGCACCCAAAUAGUGGCCACCUUCCUGGUGCCGGUGAUCUUCGAGCUGAUGCUGUACAUUGUGCUGACGACGGCGGACAUACUGAUCACGGUGGAGCACUUCCGCAACGGCGCUCCGACGUGGGCAUGGUUCACGCUCACCCUUAUCUGGCUCCCGGCCGUGGUGUGCUUCUGCUCCAUCGUAUCCACCCCGGAACGGUGGCCGGAACGCAUUGGGUGUGACGAACGUACGGGUCGCUUCCUGUUCAACCAGAUCGCGAUACUUGUGUUCUUUCCGCUCGCCGCUCUCUACCGUUUCAGCCGACGCAUUUUCUGGAGCGUCGAAGCCCUGUUCCACGACAAGGGCUCCUACGGCCGUGCGCAAGCCGUCGCCAAGAUAACGGAAACGUCUCCCUGCGAGCUGUACCACUUUCUGCAGGCGUUCCUGCAGGCCGCCCCCCAGAUGAUGCUGCAGCUGUACAUCCUGCUGCGGGACGGCACGUUCCGCAACUACGACACGGUCACGGUGCAGGUGAUCAGCGUCGUCUGCUCCUUCCUCACGAUGGCCACCAUCAUUACCGGCUAUCAGCGCUUCGAAAGCCAGAAGAUCGUUGGCCGCUGCUAUCCGUGGAGCACGCCCGAGCAGGCAACGCAACGCCGCAAGCAGCUGCUACGAUCGACGAGCACGGCCGUGUCGGCGCUUGCCACACCGUCUAUAGCGCCGGAAGCGGAUCCCAUCGUGCCGAACAUUAUGCGCAACUUCUACUCGCGCUACGGCAGCGAAGGGGAGCGUGAAUCGACGGCAAAUGAGCGCGUGGCGGUGCCGACCGCCGGGCAAAGUCCCCGGAAAACGCUCAACGUCGGUGCGUUCAACUUCGAUCGGCAGCAGUCGAAAGCGCACCAGGAUCCGUACGUCAACUUCACGGACGAUGAUAAGCUGCAGGAGUUUAGCGGGCCGCCGGACACGGUGGAUCGCGGUGGCUCAAAGGCUCGACCAACGGGGCGUAGCGUUAGCUUCAAGCUGCGGGACACGGUCGAGGAGCUGCAAGCGAUGGACCAUUAUCUGCGCAGCGCGGACGACGUCCCCGGGUACGCUACCGACGACAGUGACGACGAGUACCUCAAGCCGGACGGGUUCGAUGCGGUACCGAAGCGGCCGGCCCCACCAACACCGGAAGCGGCGGCCGGUAUGUUUCACCGCGUGUCCGUCUUCCGCCACAUGCUGCUCUUCAAUGCGGAAGCGUUCAUAAAGGAGAAGGUGCCCCGCCUGCCCGAGGGCAUGUUUGACCAUGCGAAUCCCAGGGAGGGAAGCCGGAAGGCCCAAGGGACGGACGAUCAGACGGAUGGAGAUGCAGUAUCGCUACCCUCCCGGCGCCAAACGAUCGUGGGGCUCGAGCAGGACGACGUGGUAGGCAAGGCGGUACUGUUUCUCGGCUGGGUAAUGUUUCUGCUGAUGCGCAUGCUGGCGCUGUCCACGUUCUACGUGUUUUUCCCACUGUACUUCUGGAUGCUGGUGGCCAACCACUAUCUGCUGAUGAUCGCCUGCAUCGUGUACGAGGUGCGGCUGCACGAAAAGCUCGAGCGCUACUUCUUCUACCUGUUUCUCGCCUACAUGUACGUGUUUUCGCUGCUCGAGUUUAAGAUACGGUUCGUGCACGUGCGCUGGUGGUACGUCGGGUACAUUGCGCUGGUGCUGGCCGAAAAUGUGGCCUCGCUGGUGCUGUGGUACAACUUGGGUGCGUUCGAGUCCUGGUGGUUUUACUUCCUGCACCACACGAUCGUGGCGAGCGGAUCGUUGAGCGUGCUGUGCUUCCUGUUCUAUUACGCGUUUCUGCGCCCCAAGGAUAAGGUUUUGUUCGUCAAUGAGGACUAGUGGUGGGGUCUGUUGAGUGUGCGUCCCAAAGGUUGCUCUCUAGGGUAAGCCAGUUUGUGUGUGUGUGUGUGUGAUUUUAGGUCAAUAGAGAUAUUUAUUUAAACCGAUGUAUUAACUUUGCGAUCUAUUACAACUAUUUCCUAGUGCUUUAAUUUUUGUAACCCAUUUUGUUUACUAACGUAAGACGCCCAGCAAUAAACAAUUGUGCAGCAACGGUAGUAGAAAGUUAUCGCCACCGAUAAGUGACAGUGAUAAUAGCUUUCAGCGGUAUCCUAAAUG